CAAAGAUCCACCCUACCUUCAAGCAGAUUAGCGCGGCCUCCAGUGGAAGGAAGAACAAGCGCGAAAGAAUUCAUUCACCUGGUCUGGUCUCAAAUUGGCUCGAAACUACGACGACGCCAAGGUGCUAACUGGCCACGGCCCGCUGGACCAUCCCGAAGCCGGGCGGGGGCCAUCUCUCGCCAGUCAUCGGCCGGGGUUCGACCUGGUUAGGCGUGUUGUUGAUCGAACUCUCUCGUUCCGCGGCCAAGUCAAGAUCGUUCUGGAAAACGUGACGAAGAAAGUUGCGCGCGAUGCUAAUUAAGGCGGUUGUACCGUUCGUUUUCGUCACGAUCGCCGUCGUAGCCGGUGCCGACGGGCCGGACUUUAGCUUCGGCGAUGCGGACUUUUCCGUUGAGUACUUCAAGGCGGCGUUCAAUGCGUCCCGGAAUGAGGUUGUGUCACCGCUGUCGAUUCGGCUAGCGUUGGCCGCGUUCUACCAGGUGGCCGGAUCGGCGGUAGAGCAAACCCUCCAGAGGGCGUUCUAUCUACCGCUGGAGAAGUCAGUGGCCAGCGAGAAUGCCGCUGGGUUCCUGGAAGAGGUCAGUACUAACCAGCAGCUGCAGGUUGCCUUCAAAGUGCUGAAAAAUCAAGAUCCUUUGUCGGAUGAAUUCUCCUCAACGCUGAGCAAGGUGUUCAAAACUGCCCCGGAAAGUGUCGAGUUUGCCGACAAGCGUUCCGUCGUGACCUCGGUCAACACGUGGGCCAACCGCGCCACCAACGGUCAAAUCCGUAAUUUCCUCAAAGAAGACGAGCUGGACACCAACACGGAGUUGAUCCUGCUCAAUGCGGUAUCUCUGAAGGCAUCAUGGGCCGAAAGGUUCUCCGAGGCCAAAACAGAUCGUCAAAGUUUUGCCUUCCGGAACGGAAUCCGUCCAGUCGACAUGAUGCACGAAACGGUGGAAGUUCUGUACAAGGUCGCUCCCGAAUACCACGCCGUUCAGAUCCCGUACAACGAAGAAAGUGACCUGUCCAUGUGGAUCCUGGUUCCACGCGGCCAAGGCAACUUUGACUCUCUUGUUGCAUCCCUCUCCUCUGACCUGCUGGACGACAUCGAAACAACCGCGAUGCCACGGGCCGUGGACAUUUCGCUGCCAAGGUUCCAGAUCCGAUCGGAACUGCCGGCCAAAAAGAUCAUCGAGAAAAUGGGCUUCGAACAGCUUUUUGCCGAGAGUGACUUUAGCAUCUUCAAGAAUCGCAAGUCGGAACUCAGUGAUCUACGCCAAAGUACAUUCCUGCAGGUCAACGAAGAAGGCACCGAAGCUGCCGUGGUUUCAUCGGCCACCACGAAGUUCCGCGCGAAAAACGCCCAGUUCAACGCGAACCAACCGUUCGUGUUCAUCAUCAAGAAGAUCUCCACCGAUACGAUCGUGUUCAUCGGACACUACUCAAACUUCGAGCAGCAACAGUAAUACCGUUGAAUAAAUUUCCCC
Molecule: messenger RNA, 1469 nt
Organism: Culex pipiens pallens (northern house mosquito)
Lineage: Eukaryota; Metazoa; Arthropoda; Insecta; Diptera; Culicidae
Product: serpin B10-like
Exons: 2
Coding region: 291-1448 (385 amino acids)
Molecular function (GO): serine-type endopeptidase inhibitor activity
Source: RefSeq, a predicted model, not a curated record